Molecule: messenger RNA, 2953 nt
Organism: Labrus bergylta (ballan wrasse)
Lineage: Eukaryota; Metazoa; Chordata; Actinopteri; Labriformes; Labridae
Gene: kcnip4a
Product: potassium voltage-gated channel interacting protein 4a
Biological process (GO): regulation of potassium ion transmembrane transport
Cellular component (GO): voltage-gated potassium channel complex
Molecular function (GO): calcium ion binding; potassium channel regulator activity
Source: RefSeq, a predicted model, not a curated record
GGCAGGCGCACUACGAGAUCAAGUGUGGGAGUGUGUGUUUGUUUAUGUGUCUGACAGGAGACAGAGACGUGGAGGCUCAUUGGAUAACCGCUGCAUUGUGGAGUAGUUUCUAGUAACACCGAAGAAGAGCGGGAGUGUGUGUGCACAGAGGAAAAGUCUGAAGAGGAGAGUUGGAGGAAGAAAAAGAGAUUUAAAAAAAAAAAGAGACACCCUCCCUAGAGAGGAGGAGUAAAACGCCGGUAAGAAAAUAUUAAUGAUCUGGCAAAAAAAAAAAAAAGCACACAACAUCCCUAGUGUGGAUCAGACAACCUCACGCUGAAGAGCGACACCAGCGCAAGACAAAACCCCCCCCCCCUCUCUGAGCUCCACUCACUCAUGAUCAUCACUUCAAACACGCGCACACACAAAAGCCACGCUGACACAGCGGGAAAAGCGGAGGAGAGAAGAGGACUCUUGAUUUGCCUCGGGACCCUGUCAAAAUAAAAGUCAUCCUUGGAUUUCCGUUUCUUUUAAAGACCCUGGACCCAAAGUCCUCCUGUUGUGCUGACCUUUUCCAAGCCCUCCCCUCCUCUCCCAGGACUGAAGAUGAGCUGCAGGAAAAGGUGCAAGCGGGAGAUCUUCAAGUUCGCACAGUACCUGUUUAGACUUGUCACGGGCACACUUAACACCGACAGCGUUGAAGAUGAGCUUGAACUAUCGGCGGUCCGCCAUCGCCCCGAGGGCCUAGAGCAGCUCGAAGCGCAGACCCGUUUCUCCCGGAAGGAGCUACAGAUCCUCUACCGCGGCUUCAAGAAUGAAUGCCCCAGUGGAGUUGUCAAUGAAGAAACCUUUAAAGACAUCUACGCACAGUUCUUCCCACAAGGAGAUGCUUCAACAUACGCACAUUUCCUGUUCAAUGCUUUCGACACAGAUCACAACGGCUCUGUGAGUUUUGAGGAUUUUGUUAUGGGCCUCUCCAUCCUCCUGCGAGGAACAAUCCAGGAAAAACUCAACUGGGCUUUCAACCUCUAUGAUAUCAAUAAAGAUGGAUACAUCACUAAAGAGGAAAUGCUUGACAUCAUGAAGGCCAUCUACGACAUGAUGGGAAAAUGUACAUACCCCGUCCUCAGAGAGGAGACGCCUCGUCAGCAUGUAGAAGUCUUCUUCCAGAAGAUGGAUAAAAAUAAAGACGGAGUGGUAACCAUAGACGAGUUCAUCGACUGCUGCCAAAAUGAUGAAAACAUCAUGCGAUCAAUGCACCUCUUUGAAAAUGUUCUUUAACUCUUGGCCCACUGUGACGGUUUUGGGAGAGGACUUCAUCUUUAGCUCUGACUUGGACUCAUACUGUGUACAGUGUGCUAUGCAGACUUUUGACCAUAGAUAAAACAUUGUUCAUCACUGAGGGCGACACAGAGGAGUGCGAAAUAUGGUGCCAACACUCUGGAAUAAUCUCCCUUAUUGAGGAAAGAAAAUCAAAUUAUAAAUAAAUAUAAAGGAGAGGGGGGAGGUUUCAAGAACGUGUGGAGUUUUCAAAGUAAAACACUUCAAGGUCCACUCCCACCACCUGUCUCUGGAGUGUUUUUCAAUUUACAGAAUGCUGCAUUCUACAAACAGUUUCAAGCCUUUGACUUUACAGAACAACACAAAAUGAGAUUUCAGUUUCAGCCUUGACUUGUUUUAUUUGUGAGCAGUUAAAAUCACUGUGACGUUUUUACAGCAUCAGAAAGUGAAACAGAACAAAUUAAUUGCCACUGCAGUUAUCACCUUCCUAACUGCCUCUAAAUUCCAGAGUGUUUCCACCCUGACUUAGUUAACCAUUGUGGUCUUUGAAGGAAGCAUUUAGACAACAAAAAAAACCUAGAGGUGAACCAUUUUGAAUUGUAAAUACUUAUAGAUAAAGCAUUACAUGAUUACUCUGUGAAAAAAAACCUUUCAACUUUGUCCAUGUUUACUUGCCAACUAGAAUGGAGACAACACAAGGAUUGUAUUGAUGUCAAAACCAGACCAUAAUAACGAUGGUUUGUCUACACAAGCACACAGGUAGCUACAUUUACCACCACUAUAACUUUAGAUGAUAUCUUUGUCUUAAGAUUAAUGCUGCUUUCAGUGUAUUUCUUUGAACCCUGAUGUAUGUACUUCCCCUGUAAAGUUAACCAUCAUAACUCUGGUUUUAUUUUUGUUUCUGAAGCACUCUGUUAGGUUAUUUAUAUGCUACUAUGAUCAUUGUACAAAAGAUUGUCAGUUGUACAGUAUUAAAUGAAAGUUUGCUCUCGGGUGAAUUUGAGCUCUUUACAUUUCUUCAUGGUAUUCCCUGUUUUCAUAAAAAAAGUCAGUGUGGUUACGUGUGGGUACUCACAAUUCAACUUUGUAUGAUAUUCAUCAUUUUCAGGUUGUUUGCUAAUUCACUUCCUACUGUUUCCCUCCUCCUCUUCCUCCUCUUCCUCCUCCUGCGGGCUGCCCACUCCCACUCAGCUUGAUUGGUCCUGGCUGUCCGUGAUUAAAGCAUUGCUUGGCCCCAUAUGAGCGCAAACACAAAGCAUGCUUGGUAGAAGUCUCACUCAGUGACUUCCUGUUGCUUGUUGGAAACCACUGGACCACUGAGAGAAGUUUCUGGACGUUUUGUGAAUGAGUUUCUGAAGCAUUCAAAGGUUGCUCAUGUUUUGGAUUCAGACAUUCUGACAGUACACGGCAUUACUGGAAGUACAAGUCAGUAAUAAGAACAUUUCUCAGUGAGGCAUGAUCUUUAUUUAAUCGUUCAAAAAAAACUGCCACUUUUUGGUUUUUACACAUUUUGUUGGACGAAGUAUGUAAAGUUGCACCGAAAAAGUAUCAAACUGCAUUGUUUUCCUUGAUUUCUGUUUUUGUGCCUUACUGUUUGUAAAACUUAACACUCUUAUUUGAUUGACAAUUCAGUUUAUAUUCUCAGAAAUCUAUGAAAUGUGACAUUUUACUGAUUAAAUUGGGGGAAACACAA